CGCGGUGGCGUCGCCAUCAUGGUGGGCAGAGGGUCCUGCCGCGUCCCGGAGCGGUGGACAGAGUACACCCCCCUGGGCCGCAGGAUGCCCGGCACGCGCUUCGUGGCCUUCAAGGUGCCCCUGAAGAAGUGCUUUGAGCAGAACCUCCUGCCAGAGAAGAGAUUUUCCCCUCGGGACCUCAUCAGGAAGCUGCGGGAGAGGAAGGAGGAGCUGGGGCUGAUCAUCGACCUCACCUACACCACACGCUACUACAGCAGGCAGGACCUGCCCUCCACAGUGCAGUACUGCAAGAUCCUGACCAUGGGCCACGAGAUCCCCAACAGAAGAACCUUCCUGAGGUUCAGGGACCUGGUGAGGAGGUUCCUGCUGGCCAACAAGGACAACGAUAAACUGAUCGGGGUGCACUGCACACAUGGCCUGAACAGGACUGGCUACCUGGUCUGCAGGUACCUGAUUGAGGUUGAAGGCAUGGAGCCAAAUGCUGCCAUAGAGUUGUUCAACACAUCUCGAGGGCACCCCAUGGAGAGGAGCAACUACAUCCAGGACCUGCAGAGGAGAGCCCCGAGCAGCUGUGAGCUGAAGGAUGUGGGCUCAGAUGUGAGGAAGGAAAGCAGUGCCCCAGCAAAGGCCCAGGAGCACCCCCAGCCCCCCCUGGCAGUGCCCAGGAGCACCAGCAGUGCCAGGCAGAGGCAGGAAGAGCAGAAAAAUCUGGAGCAGAGGAAGCAGAAAAAGCAAAAUCAUCUGGAGAUAGAACAUCAGGAACAGAGGAAACACAAAAAGCAGAAUCAGCUGGAGCUGGAGCAUCAGGAGCAGAGGAAAAAGAAACAGAAGCAUCUGGAGAUGGAACAUCAAGAGCAAAGGAAGCAGAAGAAGCAGAAACAUCUGGAGAUGGACCAUCAGGAGGAGAGGAAACAGAAAAAGCUGAAACAUCAGGAGCAGAAUCACCUGGAACAGAGGAAGCAGAAAAAGCUGGAGGAGCUGGAGCAUCUGGAACAGAAUCAUCUGGAAAUGGAGCAUCAGGAGCAGAGGAAACAGAAGGAGCAGAACCAUCUGGAACAAAGGAAGCAGAAGAAGCUGGAGCUCCAGGAGCAGGAGGGUCUGGAGCAGAGGCAGCAGAAAAAGCAGAACCACCUGGAAAUGGAGCAUCAGGAGCAGAGGAAGCAGAAAAAGCUGAAACACCUGGAGCUGGAGCAUCAGGAACAAAGGAAGCAGAAAAAGCUGGAACAUCUGGAAAUGGAGCAUCAGGAACAAAGGAAGCAGAAAAAGCUGGAACAUCUGGAGCAGAACCAUCUGGAAAUGGAGCAUCAGGAGAAAAGGAAGCCAAAAAAGCAGAAACAUCAGGAACAGAAUCUGGAGCAGGAGCAGAGGAAGCAGAAAAAGCUGAAACACCUGGAGCAGAAUAACCUGGAAACAGAGCAUCUGGAGCAGAGGAAACAGAAGGAGCAGAACCAUCUGGAACAGAGGAAGAAAAAAAAGCUGGAACAUCAGGAGCAGAAUAAUCUGAAGGAGAGGAAGCAGAAAAAACUGGAGCUGCAGGAGCAGGAGCAUCUUGAACAGAGGAAAGAGAAAAAGCUGGAACAUCAGGAGCAGAAUCAUCUGGAAAUGGAGCAUCAGGAGCAGAAGAAAGAGAAGAAACAGAAACAUCUGGAGCAGAAGAAGCAGAAACAUCUGGAGCAGAAUAAUCUGGAGAUAGAGCAUCAGGAACAAAGGAAACAGGAAAAGCUGGGGCUCCAGGAGCAGGAGCAUCUUGAGCAGAAGAGGCUGAAAAAGCUGGAACGUCAGGAGCAGAGGAAACAGAAAAAACAGAAACACCUGGAGCAGGAGAAGCAGGAUUGGCUGGAGCAGAAUCAUCUGGAGAUGGAACAUCAGGAGCAGAGGAAGCAGAAAAAACAGAAUCAUCUGGAGCAGGAGAAGCAGGAUUGGCUGGAGCAGAAUCAUCUGGAGAUGGAGCAUGAGGAGCAGAGAAAACAGAAAAAACAGAAACACCUGGAGCAGGAGAAGCAGGAUUGGCUGGAGCAGAAUCAUCUGGAGAUGGAGCAUGAGGAGCAGAGGAAGCAGAAAAAACAGAAUCAUCUGGAGCAGAAUCAUCUGGAGCAGAAUCAUCUGGAGAUGGAGCAUGAGGAGCAGAGGAAGCAGAAAAAACAGAAACGUCUGGAGCAGGAGAAGCAGGAUUGGCUGGAGCAGAAUCAUCUGGAGAUGGAGCAUGAGGAGCAGAGGAAGCAGAAGAAGCUGGAUAAGAGACAGCAGAAGCAGCAGAAUUAUUUGGAGCACAAUGAUCAGGAGCAGGAGGCCGUGGAGCCGCCCUGCCCUGUGCCCCCCAGGAACUGCUGGCUGUCCCCACCCCUCAAGAAGAAGAAGAAGCAGCACCAGGAGCUCUGAUCCCCCCAGAGCCCCCAGCCCAGGAGAGCCCAGCAGGACAUGUCCUGACAGAGCCCCACCAGGAGAACUCUGCAGGGAGAAGCAGCAGCAGCUGCCCAGGGCUGCUUUUAAUCUGAUUUUUAACCUGGUUUUUCUCACUGCCCACAGCUCUGGUGCUUUUCCACCAGGAGAACCCUGCAGGGAGCAGCAGCAGCUGCCAGGCAGCAGCAGGUUUUUAAGAAAAUCAAGGCUGGUUUUUAAUCUGUUUUUUUUUCUCACAGCUCAGGUGCUUUUACAGGAAUUUUUUCAUCUGGUGCUGUGAGUGAGGGAUUCUGGAAUAAUCCUAAAGAAACUUCCUCAGGUACCCCUGGACCUUCAACAAAAUGGAGUUUUGUUGAUUUCCUCAGGGCAAAGAACGGGACUGACCAUGAAAACUCAGAUUUUUAUUCUCUUUUUUACUCAUUUUUGCUAUAAUGGGUAAAAUCAGCAACAUUUUUUACCUGAGUAUAAAAUUUUUACUUUUGCUAAAGUAAAUUUCCACGCUGUGCAAACUCCA
Molecule: messenger RNA, 2914 nt
Organism: Agelaius phoeniceus (red-winged blackbird)
Lineage: Eukaryota; Metazoa; Chordata; Aves; Passeriformes; Icteridae
Gene: DUSP11
Product: dual specificity phosphatase 11
Biological process (GO): protein dephosphorylation
Molecular function (GO): polynucleotide 5'-phosphatase activity
Source: RefSeq, a predicted model, not a curated record